AUGUCUAUUUACGCAGCUCCUGCAAGAACCCCCUCUGAGGCACGAUGUACUACCACUUUGCAGAAGCCUUCUUCACAGAAUACCUUUACCAGCAGCAAAGUGUCUGGGCAGCAACUGAAACCGCAGGUGUCGGGAGAAGAAAAGGAUAGUCUGCUUUCGUGUUCUCAGAAUAAGGCUGAGGAAGUAAAUAGGACCUACGUGAUUUCAGCCUGUAAAAAAGCAUGUGACACAUCAACUGCAUUUUUACCUGAAGGCAGAUUCGUACUCCAGAGGAGAACAGGAGCAAACAAAAAAUCAGUGUCCAGUAGUGAACAAUUGCAUACAAACACAACACAGGGCAUGGAAACCACACAAACCGUGAACAGACUUACACUGCAGAGGCGUGUGAGGACAGGCUCUAUACAGAAGAGUAAAAUUAGUCAAAAUACUGUGCCUGGAAUAGAAAAUGAUGACUCUGCUGCACAAAGAAAUUACAAGACUUCACUUCCACCAAAUAUUAAUAAUAAUGACACCCCUGAUGUUAACCCAAGCUUUAAAUUAGCUGAGAAUCAGUCAAGUACAAGGUUGCAGUGUAACAAGAACAGCAAGGAGUCCUUUGGCUUUGUUGAUAGUCUGUGUGAAAAUGAUGGCUGCACGCGUUUGAAAUGUAGGACAAGUACUGCUGACACAAAAUUUCAAAAUGAAGUUACUAAAUCAGAACAAUUAGUUAACUCAAAAUACGUUAAUAGGAUGUCAGGAGAACAACUGAAUGAAAAAGGUAAUAUAAAUAAGCUAGCUGGAAAGCAAAGGUUACAACACUCUGUUAUAAAACAUAACAGUUUGGAAAGACCAAGGACAUCCACAAAAAGUUUGACAGAAGGAUUUAAGCUCACACCAAAGAACAGCACUUCUCAGGAUCAACCCUCUCUAUCUGCUGUGAAUAAACGAACACCUCAUCGUCACGUUUUAGCUGAAAGGAAAACUAGUGUCUCCAGCUCCCCUUUCGUGAGAAGUUCAAAACCAAAAGAGACCACAGAAGCUCUAGCUGAGAGCGAUAGCACUGAGAAAGAUGUUUUCAAAGUGGAAAACAGCAAAGUGAUUGUAGCGGUGCGUGUACGGCCUUUCAGUAACAGAGAGAAAAAUGAAAACUCACUCCCUGUGAUCUCCAUGAGUGGUUCAGAGACAGCUGUACGGAACCCAGCCACAAACCAAGCUUACAGCUUCAGUUUUGACUUCUCUUUCUGGUCUUUUGACAAGUGUCAUCCUAAUUUUGCAAGCCAAGCAAUGAUUUAUAAAACCUUGGCAGUGCCACUCCUAGAAAGAGCUUUUGAGGGAUAUAACACUUGUCUUUUUGCUUACGGACAGACUGGCUCUGGAAAAUCAUACACGAUGAUGGGAUUUGGUGAAGACCGAGGAAUAAUUCCAAGACUUUGUGAAGAUCUUUUCACUCAAGUAGCGCAAAUGGACGAGCAGCAGGUUUUGUAUCAUCUUGAAAUGAGCUUUUUUGAAGUAUACAAUGAGAAAAUUCAUGAUUUGCUCGUCUUUAAAGCUGAAAGUGGACAGAAGAAACAGCCACUUCGUGUAAGAGAACAUCCAGUGUUAGGACCGUAUGUGGAAGGUCUGACAGUGAAUGUUGUCAGUUCUUACUCUGAUAUCCAGAGUUGGCUUGAACUAGGAAAUAAACAGAGAGCAACAGCUGCUACAGUAAUGAACGACAAGAGCUCUAGAUCUCAUUCUGUCUUCACCCUUGUCAUGACGCAAACCAAGGUAGAAUUUGUGAAUGAAGAACAAUGUGACCGCAGGCUUACCAGUCACAUCAAUCUAAUUGAUCUAGCUGGUAGUGAAUGCUGCUCAACAGCUCAGACCACUGGAGAAAGGCUGAAGGAGGGUGUGAGUAUCAAUAAAUCACUGUUAACCCUUGGAAAGGUUAUUUCUGCACUCUCUAAACAAUCUCGAAAUGGAAAGCAAACUUUCAUUCCUUACCGGGAAUCUGUCCUUACUUGGUUGUUAAAGGAAAGUCUUGGUGGAAAUUCACAAACUGCUAUGAUUGCCACAGUGAGUCCAGCUGCCAGCAGUACAGAAGAAACACUCAGCACUCUUCGCUAUGCAAAACAAGCUUGUUCAAUUAUCAACAUUGCUAAAGUAAAUGAAGAUGUGAAUGCCAAGCUAAUCAGAGAACUGAAAGCUGAAAUUGAAAAACUGAAGGCAGCUCAGAAAAGUGCUCUGAACACUGAUCCUGAAAAAUACAGACGUUAUUUGCAGGAAAUAACAUCUUUGAGGGUGAAAUUGCACCAGCAGGAGAGGGACAUGGCAGAAAUGCAAAGAGCCUGGAAAGAAAAAUUUGAACAAGCAGAAAAAAGGAAAUUAGAAGAUGUCAAAGAAUUGCAGAAAGCAGGAAUUGCAUUCAAAAUGGACAAUCGUUUACCAAACCUUGUCAAUCUCAAUGAAGAUCCUCAGCUUUCUGAGGUGCUGUUGUAUAUGAUCAAAGAAGGAGAAACUACAGUUGGAAGGUAUACACCAAAUUCGAAACAUGAUAUCCAGCUUUCCGGAGUGCUAAUUGCUGAUGACCACUGUGUUAUAAGAAAUACUGUUGGCAAAGUGAGUAUUAUUCCUCUGAGAGAUGCAAAGACAUAUGUAAAUGGGAAAUGCAUUUUAGACCCAACAGUUCUGCAUCACGGUGAUCGAGUGAUCCUUGGGGGAGACCAUUAUUUCAGGUUUAAUCAUCCAGUAGAAGUUCAGAAAGUUAAAAGGCAAUCUUGUGGGACUACGUUUUUGCAUGAUGGUCCAAAAGAUUUUGAAUUUGCGAAGAAUGAGCUGCUUAUUGCACAGAGAACACAGCUUGAGUCAGAAAUUGAAGAGGCGCGACUCAAAGCCAAGGAAGAAAUGAUGCAAAGUGUCCAGAUUGCGAAAGAGAUGGUUCAGCAAGAACUGACCUCACAAAAAGAAGCUUAUGAAAGCAAAAUAAAAUCACUGGAAGCAGAGGUGAGAGAAGAAUCUCGUCAGAAGCAAAUUCAAGAACUGAAUAACCAAAAAGCUGAAACUAAAAUACAGGAGCUAGAGAAGGCAAAGCAAAGUCUUGAGCUAGAACUACACUUCAAUAAGAAACGUUUAGAAAUGGAGACCUUAGCUACUAAGCAGGCUCUAGAAGAUCAUACUAUUCGUCAUGCAAAGAUACUGGAAGCUCUGGAAGCUGAGAAGCAGAAGAUUGCUGAGGAAAUACACGUUCUUCAGAAGAAUCGUGGAAGUGGGAAUAAAACUAUGACUAUUCCACUUAACUGGAAUUCUCUGAAGCUAUCUGUGAUGAUCAAAGAGGCCAACACUAUUAGUAACCAGUUGGGGAAAAAUACUGUUUUCUGCAGGUGA
This is a messenger RNA of Leptosomus discolor (cuckoo roller), 3342 nucleotides long. The record is from RefSeq and is a predicted model, not a curated record. NCBI's taxonomy places the organism in Eukaryota, Metazoa, Chordata, Aves, Leptosomiformes, Leptosomidae.